Molecule: messenger RNA, 1499 nt
Organism: Rubroshorea leprosula
Lineage: Eukaryota; Viridiplantae; Streptophyta; Magnoliopsida; Malvales; Dipterocarpaceae
Source: the annotation of a GenBank genome assembly
AAAAACUUACGGCCCAAAGAAACUCGAAAAACUAUUUCUUUCAUUCAGGACAGGUCGCAAAACCCUGCAUGCAAAUCCCUCACUCGGACACGCUCUGGCUUUCUGCGUCGCUGAAGAACGUCGAGAACAAUGAGCUGGAAGAGUUUUCUCCUCCGCAUCGGCGACAAGAGCUCCGAGAGACGUGCUUUGGAGCUUUGCGGCGUGAGCCGGAGCAUUCUCCCGACGAUGUUUUGGCUUUCCUUCUCGAAUGUGCGGAGCAGUUGCCCCACAAGAUUCCUCUCUAUGGGACAGUGGUUGGUUUAUUGAACUUGGAGAAUGAGGAUUUUGUUAUAAAACUAGUGCAGAAUUUACAAACUGAUUUUCAGGAUGCAUUAGAUUCUGGGAGUUGUGAUAGAGUUCGCACGUUGAUGCGGUUUCUUACUGCUCUGAUGUGCAGUAAAGUUCUCCAACCUGCUUCUCUGGUGGUUGUCUUUGAGACCUUAUUGUCUUCAGCUGCCACAACAGUAGAUGAGGAGAAAGGCAAUCCAUCCUGGCAAGCAUGUGCCGACUUUUAUGUAACUUGUAUUUUAUCCUGUCUUCCGUGGGGAGGAGCUGAACUUAUUGAGCAAGUUCCUGAGGAGAUCGAAAGAGUCAUGGCUGGCAUUCAAGCCUAUUUAAGCAUUAGAAGUCAUGUUUUAGACACUGGUUUAUCAUUUUUUGAGGGUGAUGAAACUGGAAAAGAUCUUGCUGAGAAGGAUUUCCUUGAAGAUUUAUGGGAACGGAUUCAAGUCCUGUCUAGCAAUGGAUGGAAACUUGAUAGUGACCUUACCUUUCAUUUGAAGCCCAGCUAGUUGCUGGAAAGUCUCACGAAUUUGGGGCCAUCAGUUGCCCUGAGCUGCCUGAUCCCCCUUCAACACUCUCUGAGAUAACAUAUGGUGAACAAAGGCAUAUUGCAGAGCUGAAGUAUCCUCAAAGGUUGCACAGACUUAACAUAUUCCACACUAGUAAAACUGAGGAUUUGCAGCCUAUAGAUCGUUUCGUUGUUGAGGAAUAUUUGCUUGACGUGCUUUUGUUCCUGAAUGGCUGCUAGUCGAAAGGAAUGUGCUUCUUUCAUGGUUGGCUUGCCUGUGCCCUUCCGAUGUGAGUAUCUUAUGGCUGAGGCAAUAUUCUCUCAGUUACUUCUGUUACCACACCCCCCAUUCAAGCCACUUUAUUACACACUGGUUAUUAUGGACCUCUGUGAGGAAGAAGAAGAUUGAGUGAUUGAUCUAUUCCAAUGUGAAGAAAAGGGGAGUUGUUUGUUUGUGCAGCGGUGGGCCCCACUUUUUUUUUUUUUUUUUUUUUCAAUUCAUCUGCCUCAACACCUUCAACCCUUACGUCUUCUUCAUUGGAAAAUUUCGACACAUUGGAAACAGAACUAUAUUCUUCAUCAAUGCGGUUGACAUGUGAUGAGCUAAGUUUACUUGAAGAGAGAUUCUUAGUUACUUUAAGUAAUGUAAUGAUAAAAAUUAAAUAUGAUA